AAAAGAUUGGUCGGGGCAUGCCUUUGCAGUCAUUCAGUACACAAACGAUUGCACAAGGUUGUGUCAUUCCGCUGCUUGCACACUGCGCUCCGACAAGCGAGACGUUCCAGGUUUAAGCUGGGAUGCAAACCCUUACGUUGCAAACCCUUGCGCUGUUCUCAUUGUGGGUGCUGGGAACAUCGGCGGUGUUGCCCGAACCCAGCCCGACGACGGAAGAACCGAUUCCGUGUUCCAAGGGAUGCUCUUGUCUGCACGAUGACUAUAGCCUGGAACUCAACAUGUACUGCAGCGUCCGCAACUUUACCCAAGUCCCGACGGACAUUCCGAGAGCGACUCACUCUCUCUGGCUGGACGGCAACCUUUUCACCGCGUUGCCGGCGGCCUCUUUCAAUGAUCUCAGCAAUCUGCACUUCUUGAAUUUGCAGAGCGGCCAGCUAGAAACCGUGGACGCUCAGGCUUUCCGAGGACUUCGGUCGUUGGCUCACAUUCACCUUGAGCGUAAUCGCUUGCGCACGUUACCAGGUAUCGUCUUCCAGAACACGCCGAACCUCGCUUCCAUCAGUCUGCACAACAACCAGCUCACUCGUAUUGAGGAGAGGCUCUUUUCCGGACUCUCGCACAUGUGGCUUCUAAACAUGGGCUGGAACUCGAUAGCCGUCUUGCCCGAGAACAUUUUCCAAGACCUGCAAGGUCUCAGAGAACUGGUCCUGGCGGGAAACCGACUCGCCUACCUGCAGCCGCAGCUUUUCCAAAAUCUCGGCGAGCUUAAAGAAUUGGAUCUAACGGGAAAUUUCCUCAAAGUCAUCAAGGCAAAUGUGUUUGUCAAGCUUGUGAAACUGCAGAAGCUUUAUCUGGCACGGAAUCAAAUUGUCACAGUGGCGCCGAGGGCCUUUGUAGGCAUGAGAGCUCUCAGAUGGUUGGACCUCACCAACAACAAACUGACCACCCUCCAUGAUGACACCUUCUUGGGCUUGCACAAUCUUCUUGUGCUACGUCUUUCCAACAACUCAAUCCCCGCAAUUAGGCCCAGGACGUUCCGUGAUCUGCAGUUCUUAGAGGAACUGCGUCUGAGCCACAACAAAAUCCGUGCCCUCGGCGAAAGGAUUUUUGAAGGCCUUGGACAUCUGGAGGUUCUCGAACUCGAGCACAACCAAGUUCAGGAGGCACAAGCGGGUAGCUUCGCGGGACUCUCGCAUGUGGCCGUCAUAAAUCUGUCGGGAAGCUGCUUCCAGAGUCUACCCAAUCAGAUUUUCAAAGGUCUGUCAAAGCUGCACAGCCUUCAUCUGGACAAAGGCUGUCUGACAAAAGUGACGAGUCAAGCAUUCACAGGGCUGUCAAGUCUACGCAGACUUUUCCUGCAGCACAACAACAUUUCCACUGUGGAACGACAUAGCUUUGCAGACCUGGCGGGUUUGCUGGGAUUGGACUUGAGUUUCAACAAAUUAGACGUUCUCACCAGCCACACAUUUUCCGGUCUUCAGAAUCUGGAGUACUUGCUGCUGUCCAACAACGAAUGCCGCCAAUUUCCGCACAACGGCACCAAGCUUCUCCUUCCGAGGCUGCGCUACCUCGACCUGAGAGCAAACGCCUUGACGAGCCUCGUCCCGGAUUUCUCCGAAAACAUGGAGAAGCUUCUGCUGUCGGGAAACCGCUGGAAAUGCGACUGCGGCGCCACUUCGCUGAGGACCUACAUCUUGAGGAAUCCGAAUGUGGUGCCUCGACGAGUAGAGACCCACGCCGAGGGUGAAGAGCCUGACACCACCAUCACCAUACACAACAACAUAACGUGCGCUAGCCCCACACGUCUCGCAGGUCAGGACCUGCGAGAUAUUGACGCCGAACUCUUCCAAACGUGCAGAGCAGCCAUACAUUGAUGCAAGUAGCAAUGGUGGUUCCAAACAGUGAGCCAAAUCACUUUGAAAAACAAACAAACAAAAAAAACAAAUCACAAGAAAGUCGACCAACAAGAGAGUUACAAGGAGGGUCUUUGGUUUUAAGUCCCAAGCAGUGGUGAUAAGUAUUAAGGUAUAAACACAUUUGACUUUUGUACUGAAGGUCAUUUGAAGUCUACACUUUUGUACCUUUACCUGAUUAAAAGGAGUUAAAUCGGUACAUUUACCAGUUGUUUUUGUUUGUUUGUUUGCCACCUUUAUUGCAGGAUGCAGCGUCCCGAUUUACGUACAAAUCCCAUCGACCCGCUUAUCAAAUACUGUACACUAAUUCGCAAUCUGGACCAACACGGUCAUAAAGAUGUGACGUUAAAAGU
Molecule: messenger RNA, 2266 nt
Organism: Hippocampus comes (tiger tail seahorse)
Lineage: Eukaryota; Metazoa; Chordata; Actinopteri; Syngnathiformes; Syngnathidae
Gene: igfals
Product: insulin-like growth factor binding protein, acid labile subunit
Exons: 3
Coding region: 123-1874 (583 amino acids)
Cellular component (GO): extracellular matrix; insulin-like growth factor ternary complex
Molecular function (GO): insulin-like growth factor binding
Source: RefSeq, a predicted model, not a curated record